Magallana angulata is the source of this 2059-nucleotide messenger RNA. RefSeq names its product phosphatidylinositol 4-phosphate 5-kinase-like protein 1. Gene Ontology annotation, molecular function: phosphatidylinositol kinase activity. The transcript has 10 exons. Gene Ontology annotation, biological process: phosphatidylinositol metabolic process. The record is from RefSeq and is a predicted model, not a curated record. The coding region runs from base 132 to 1478 and encodes 448 amino acids. NCBI's taxonomy places the organism in Eukaryota, Metazoa, Mollusca, Bivalvia, Ostreida, Ostreidae.
AUAAAAGGUACGUAAAACUGUAGCUAGACAGUGUUUGUGUCCAUGUAAACAUAAAUAUAUGCAACAUGUUUUCAAGUUCUUGGUGGUUACCAUAUUUCUAACGUUUUUAGCAUGUUGAAAUGACCUGAGACAUGACGACACCUAGAAGACAGUUUUCCAGAUCGUUGGCAAACAACAGGUGGGUGAAGGUGUGGAGAAGAUGGCAGAGGAAGGAUGUGAUUAUCGUGAACGAGAACCACCGGCGCUACAGGGCACUGGAAUGCAUCAGGGAAGGAAUCAAAGACAUGUUUGAGAAACAUCCAGAACUAGGUGUCAAGGAUAACUUGACGGAAGAAGAUUUUUGCCAUAUACACAGUAAAACAAUCAAGACUAGUCAAGGAAAGAAAUUCAAGUUUCGGAGCUAUGCCAGUUCCGUGUUUGCGUGCAUCAGGAGAGCAGUGUCGGUCUCAGACCACACCUUUUUGUCGUCAGUAGCUCCAGAUGACCUGGAGUAUAUGGAGUUUGUAAGCAACUCCAGAAGUGGGCAGGAUUUCUUCCUCAGUCAUGAUCAGCAGUUCAUCCUGAAAACAGACAAGAAGUACUACUUGGAAUUUUUCAUGUCCAUUCUUGGAGACUAUCUAAUGCAUUUCCAGAACUACCCUCAUUCUCUGAUUGUCAAAUUCUUAGGACUCUUUUCUGUGAAUGUGUCUGGUCAACCCAAGAUGUAUUUUCUGGUGAUGCAAAAUGUAUUUUUCCCUGUUGAGAGAAUUGAAUCCAGAUUUGAUUUAAAGGGUUGUCUUGGUGGAAGAUAUCAAAAACCCUACCCAGAGGAGAAAGGAGUUUUGCAUGUUUUAAAGGAUCAGAAUUUUUACAAUGAUAGCAUUGACCUAGGAAAUCAGCGGGACUGGUUCCUACGACAACUACGCCAUGACGUGAGUUUCCUGCGAGAUCUGGGUGUACAAGACUACAGUCUUCUUCUGGGUCGCCACGAACUCCACAAAGACGACCAACAGAAGACAUUUGUAGACCUUGUGGACAGAAUGAGAAAGUCAUACGCUAAACGCAAAUCAUCGUCCAUAUUGGACAAGGCUCGUGUGCUUAGUAAUCAAGUUCACCAUGCAGACGUCAUAGAAGAGGAAGAAGGAGAACCCCCAACGCAAACUCAGGAAGAGGCUGGAGAUAAAGGAUUCACCGCCAGUAAACGCUGCUCAACCUUCACCAGCUUAGGAAGUCUCUUGGGUUCAACUUCCACCAAACUGGAAGAUUCGGCCAAUAGGAGGUUGCUUCUUUCAGAGUGCAAGAACCCGUUGCAUGUCAUCGACGGAACUCAUUCAAGAUAUUAUAUGGGCAUCAUCGAUUUCUUUACGCAAUACGAGUGCAAACAACAGGUUGCUCGUGUCCUGAAAGUCUGCAAGAACUGUACGAGUGACCAUUCCACUGUGCCACCCGAUAUCUACGCAGAGCGAUUUCUGAGGUUUAUUGAGGAGAGAACAUUAUAGAUUUAACACAAGUGUUAUGUAAUAGUUUACUCACUUUUGAAAUUAUUGUCUGUUAGUUAGUGAAGAAAAUUUUGCUAACACCAGUAUUUUUUAGACCACCAUGUUUGAGAGAUAUUCUUAUUUUUAAACCUUGCGUACAUAAUGUAAUCCAACUUUUAUUUGAGUGUGAGAAAUUUUCACAAUUAAGGUACGCAAGAGCCUUUAAAAUUUUUUUUUGCAAAUAUAUCUUUUCCAAAGCCAGUCCUUAAAUGUUCAUUAACAACUUUCUGAUUUAAUCUUUGCUUUCAAAAAAUUCAACGUUUAAUAUUUAGCAACUUGCUAAUGCAUCAUUUAUAUCUAGUGCAGGUACAUGUAUUUGGAACCCGAGUGGGGUUUCUUUGCUGAACUUACUGUUGAAGAACCCGAGUGUUUUUUAAUUCAACUUUUCAAUUUUUUGAAGAAAAUUAUUUAAAAAAAAUUUAUUUCUGUAAUUUUACCAGUAUACUCAUUGUUUUGUGAUAUCAGUAAUGCUACUGACAUGUAUUUUAGUGCUAAGAUUUUUACACUUGCGCUGUAAAUAAAUCAUUUUAAAUAGGUAUGCA